AUGUCAACAAAAGUGCAAAUUACCUCAGAUCAGCUCUCGGAAGCUAUCAAAUCAAGACUUAAGGCCUCAGAGGUUGAAGUUCAGGAUAUGUCAGGUGGCUGUGGACAGGCAUUUGCAGCCAUCAUAGUGAGUGAUGUAUUCAAGGGCAAGAACAAACUUGCAAGACACAGAUUGGUUAAUAAUGCCUUGGAUGAGGAGAUUUCCCACAUACAUGCUUUCACUCAGAAGGUUUUUACUACAGAUGAGUGGGAAGAGCAGAAAAGACUAUACAGAGCCAACAGUCAGUGA
This is a messenger RNA of Brettanomyces bruxellensis, 288 nucleotides long. RefSeq lists its product as uncharacterized. Bases 1 to 288 code for a protein of 95 amino acids. The record is from RefSeq and is a predicted model, not a curated record. Lineage: Eukaryota; Fungi; Ascomycota; Pichiomycetes; Pichiales; Pichiaceae. Gene Ontology annotation, cellular component: cytosol; nucleus. Gene Ontology annotation, biological process: intracellular iron ion homeostasis. Gene Ontology annotation, molecular function: 2 iron, 2 sulfur cluster binding. The transcript has a single exon.